This is a messenger RNA of Scatophagus argus, 3231 nucleotides long. RefSeq names its product SH2 domain containing 7 (gene sh2d7). The record is from RefSeq and is a predicted model, not a curated record. Lineage: Eukaryota; Metazoa; Chordata; Actinopteri; Scatophagidae. Gene Ontology annotation, cellular component: cytoplasm. The transcript is spliced from 7 exons. The coding region runs from base 932 to 2437 and encodes 501 amino acids.
UUCUGUUGCCUGAAUGCGUCCAUGGCUGCUGGCAGCCAGGAGGACAUGUGGGGAAACGUUUGCUGUCCCUGCUGACAAAAGCUAACCAAAGUGAAGGGUUUUGAAAAGCAGAGCCUGUUACAGAAGAUGUCAUCACCUUGAAGUUAGCAUGCAUGGUUAGCAUGUUCAGCUCCAUGUUUGGUGUUGCCGCAAGCCGGAUUCCUUCAGCGCUCACACUGAGUGUCCAAAGAUCACGUCCCGGCUGGUCUCCAUCUCUGUCCCGCCACCAUCUGGCCAAAAACCCAAUGUGUAGAUGUGAACUCAUUCUGCUCACAAAACAGUCAUUCAGUUUGGUUCUGAUACUCAAGGUCUCCUGAGGAUGAACCACAGAGAUUUUGAUGAUCCCUGACCGUUCAGCUUGGGCCCACAUGAGACUGACAUUCAGCAUUUUGAGCAAAAUGUCUUAAUUAAUGUCGUCAGGAAAUCUGCUGCAGAUGUUGAAGGUUCCAAGUGGACGAGUCCUGCCAAUUCUGGCAAUCGCCCAACUUUUCAUCUAGCGCCACCCUGAGGUUGAUAUCCAGACAUUCAGGCUUUCCUCUGGAUGAUUCUUUAUAAAUUUGGGUUUUAAUGCCACCUUCAAGUCAAAACUUUAUUUUGUCCAGUACUUUGGUCUAUGAGUAAAUUAGACAUCUGAACGGUUGCCCAAGUCUUUACUCCUGAAUUUAAACGGUACCUUGGUACCUUAACUUGUUGGGACGGACUAUUUCUCCCCAAGUGGAAGGUGACAAGAACUAAAAUGAAAACAAACAAAUUUACUAAAUUCAAUCUGGAACAAGGAACACAGAUAGUAAAAUGAAACUGGCAGCCCAAUGAGAGGCAGAGGAGUCAUUGGCAGAUAAACUGAGACAAUAUCACUAUUCAGACCAGACUGACACCCAACAGAAAUAGUCAAAUGAGGCCUCUCGUCUUCCUUCUGGGAGUCAAACAUUGUCCGAGCAGAGAGCAUGCAGGGUGCGCUAACACAGCUCUGUCAGCUCCUGGCAAACGUAUGAGGAUGGAGAAGAAGUCAAGCGUGGACCUCCGCAUGGAGGCAUCAGAAGGAGGCCUGAAGGAGCUGGUCCAGAGGUGGUUCACCGAGACGCAGGCGCCGCUCAUCCUCAACAACGGAAACUUCCCCGACUGGUUUCUAGGCUUCACUGCAAGAAAGGACACAGAGGAUCUGUUGAGAGAUAAAGCUCUGGGCUGUUUUUUCAUUCGCCUCAGCGAUAAAGCCAUCGGAUACAUCCUGUCCUACAGGGGCCAUGACAGGUGCCGCCAUUUUGUCAUCACCCAGAAUCAAGAUGGACAGUUCGUCAUAUCAGGAGACUGUCAGACGUACGGCAGCCUGACAGAGCUGAUAGAGUAUUACAAAGUCAGCCCCAUCCAGCCCUUUGGAGAAUACCUGACCUCCAGCUGCUAUGAGGUAAACACAGGUGAGCUGUACGAUGUGGUGAAUUACAAAACCAAAGGGACGUCUGGGGUGAGUGUCCAGGCUCUGCGGACUCUGUGGGACCAGAGGACUGAUCAUCAGCGCCACCCUGGCAAUGAUCAAAGAUCUCAAAAUGAACUUCCAGUGCAGCCGCCUGCGCUGCCGCCUAAAUCUAAAAGCAGGAAGCUGACAGGAGUGGUGUCUGUGGACACAGUGACCCUCUCACAGGGUUUGCCUCCAGUUCCAAAGAGAGGUCUUCCUCUGGGCUUCACCCUGAGUGGAUCUUUGCCUGACACGUCACGUCCAAGCGAGACCGACCCAAACAGAUUAGAGAGACGCAGAGGAAACACCAACCCAGCGCUAAUGUCUGACUCCAUUCACACCACCGACACCAGCCGUCCAGGUGAUCUCUGGAUCACACACUCAGAGCCCACACAGGUGGAGGCCAGAAGCAAAUCCCUACCGAGACUGAACAACAUGGAAGAGCACGAGGAGGCGGAGGCGGAGGCGGAGGAGGUGGUGGAGGUGGAGGAGGAGGAGGAGGAGCAGGAGGAGGAGGAAGAGGAAGAGGAGUACUCUAACCGGCUCAGUAGUCCCUCCUUCACUUCGUCGACAUCAUGUGCACCCGCUCCGAUGAAGAGAGUCACCUGUCACACCUACUCCCUCCACGAUCCCAGAGACAUGAGCAGCUCCAGAUCAGAGCAGCAGGCUGAGGACGUGGAAAUGUCCAGGUCCAACCCGCUGUACCAGGCCCCCGAGGGGCCCGGACGGAGCGCCGCACCGCAGGGAGGCGCCACGUACGCCGAGGUCCCCCAGAGGCCGAAGCCUGCAGGGCUGGUGGACGACACCUACGAGCUGAUCCCCACGCAGGCCGUCCAAGGAAACACUUACGAGUCCCUCGAGGAUAUGAAGACCAAGAAGUCCAAAUCCACCUGGGGGAAAAAUAAUAUAAAAUGGAAGAAAUUCCUUCCUGAUUACAAGAAGAAAUAAACACGACUGAAAGGACUGAGUAUUACAAAUAAUAAACUUAAAGAAUAUAACUUUGAUUUUUAUUAAAGAAGAAAAUUGUGUAGAAUUCAGAUGUUUAAACUUCAACAUUUUCUGGUCAUUUUCCUUUAAAUUUAAAAUGUUUUGUAUAACAUGAGUUUUGUAAAUUUUAGUAAACAAUAUUAAGAUGCAUUUUCUUUCUAUUAUUCUAUUAUUACUAUUAUCAUGAAUAUUAUUGUUAGUAGUUGUACAGUGGUAGUAAUGGUGGUGGCAUUAAAGGAACAGUUCACCCAAAAAGGGAAACUCAGUCAUUUUCUCCUCCCCUCCGUGUUGAUCUGAAGUAGGAUGACAUUUCUUCUUCCAAAAAACAUUUCAGGAGCUUCACAGCAAAACAGUGCAGCAGCAUUCUGCUAAACAAAUAAAAACCAACAACAAUAAAAACAAACACAAAACGGCCCCACACAGCUCAUCUGGCAUAAUCCAAGUCUUCAGAAAGCCUGAGAUUCCUGGUGUUGUCAGAGUACGAUAUGUCCCAAAGUGAUGUCCACAUUUAUGUCGGCCUCUCAGGCACUGAGCAGGUGACACCAAUAACCCCAAGAGGGUUCAGGGCUUAAAUCUGGGUGUGUGGAGCCAGAGGAAGACGUGAGCUGCCGAGCUGCAUUGUGGGUAAUGAAGGAGCCAUGUUUUUACACAGAAGACUGUAUGGAAUAAAAACCAUCUCUGGUUCUGCUGCACUGACUGUUCAUGGUCCAUCACGAGUCUGUCUGUCUGUUGUCCUCCUCGGUCCUCAUCUUCUC